GUUUCGUGCUGGUUUAAUUAGUUUCCUUUAUUGUCCUGCCGUGGGGAUUAAAAUUUCUUGAGUCAGCCAGGGAGAGAGUCACUUGAUUAUGUUUUAAGCGAGAAGCGAAAAGGAGUUUCAAUUAUCAUCUACGACAUUGAGGAGCCGAGAUUGGGGUCGACUCCUUUAGCCAUGUUGGCUGCGACGUGUAACAAAAUCGGGAGCCCGAGUCCUUCUCCAUCCUCUAUUUCGGAUAACUCUUCGUUUGGAAAAGGAUUCCACCCGUGGAAACGAGCAACGGCCAGCAGCUGUAGUUUAGGAUCCAGCUUAUCCUCGUUCAGUCGGAAUGGUGGUGGUUUAAGCGACUCCUUUGGCACGAACACUUCCACGGGAUCCAGUGCCUUUUCCUUAACUUCUGGAACUUCAUCCAACUCCCACUUCGGAAACGACUACUCCGUUUUCCAGGCUUCGGUUUCCAACAAUUCCCAAGAACCCAGCCAUCAGCCCAUGUUUAUUUCCAAGGUGCACACGUCCGUGGACAGUUUGCAGGGCAUUUACCCGAGAAUGAGCGUGGCGCACCCGUACGAGUCGUGGUUCAAGUCCUCGCACCCUGGCAUACCCACUGGAGAUGUGGGCACCACGGGUGCAUCCGCGUGGUGGGACGUGGGAGCCGGUUGGAUUGACGUGCAGAACCCGAAUGGAGCCGCGCUCCAGACGUCUCUUCACUCCGGAGGGCUGCAGACUUCGUUACACUCUCCUCUGGGGGGAUACAACUCAGACUACUCGACAUUAAGUCACUCUGCUUUUAGCACCAGUGCGUCUCCGCAUCUCCUGACCACCGGUCAGCAUCUCAUGGACGGAUUCAAACCCGUGCUCUCCUCUUAUCCGGACUCCAGUCCCUCUCCCCUGGGUGGAGCGGGUGGUUCCAUGUUGACGGGCGGUCCGACGGCCUCGUUGGCGGGUUCUCCGCGGUCUUCGGCGCGGCGCUACUCGGGUAGAGCGACGUGUGACUGUCCGAACUGUCAGGAGGCGGAGCGGCUCGGUCCAUCUGGCGCGAGUCUCCGUAGAAAGGGGCUUCACAGCUGUCACAUUCCCGGUUGUGGCAAAGUGUACGGGAAAACGUCGCACCUCAAGGCUCAUUUGAGGUGGCACACUGGAGAAAGGCCGUUUGUGUGUAACUGGUUGUUCUGUGGCAAGAGGUUCACGCGCUCCGACGAGCUCCAGCGGCAUUUACGCACGCACACCGGCGAGAAGCGCUUCGCUUGUCCCGUGUGUAACAAGCGCUUUAUGAGGAGCGAUCAUCUCAGUAAACAUGUCAAAACGCACAGUGCCGGGGGGUCUUCAGGGUCGGGCUCUGGGGCGAGCGGAGGAAAACGAGGCAGUGAUACCGAUAGCGAGCACAGUGCGCCCGGUAGCCCCUCGUGCCACUCACCUGACCUGUUGCAACCUUCCGAGUCUGUCCCGACACCGGGUAUAAACGGCCGGGCAAACUCCCUCGAUUAAUCCCAUUCAAAAUGCACCUACAUGAAGACUUGAAUGGACUAGUAAUCUAUUUGACGGUGCGCAAAAGUUUGUGGUGUUCGUUUGGUAACACUUUAUAAUAACUUUCAAUAAUAAAUUGUUAACAAACUUUAUAAAGUGGUUAAAAUAUGAAUAGUUAAAUACGAAACAGUACGAAUCAAAGUUUCAAGUUAUCUGAAUGUACAUUAACUAACUGUCUAGUAAGUUUUAUAUACAUACAUUUAUAUUUGUUUAAGUUAUUGUAAAGUGUUGCCUGGUGUUCUUUAAGAAAUAACUGUGUGGCCAUUUCACAUGGAUGUUGUAAAGUGAUUAAAUAUAAGAUUAAAAGGUAAUUUACAAAUUAAGUAAGCCUUUUUUGGUCUGCACAGAUUAAAUGUGACACGAAUUUGGUAAAAUAAGAGAAUAUUUAAAAGGACAUGACUUGAUAUGUGCAUUCUGAUGGGUAUAUGUCGGAUAGGUUUAUUUGUUAUGGAAAAAGUGGGGGGAAAUAUUUUACCCAUCAGUGAAGUGGCCUGUCAUUGCUAAAAAUUUUUUCUUUUUCUCAAACCAAACUGUGGCACUUUAUUCAUGAACACUACUAAAAUCCGAUUUCGGAAGAAUAACUUGCCGUAGUGUUGAAUAGACCUUUUUUUUUUUUGUCAUUUGCAAAUUGAAUAAGAAUAGUCUAUAUAUCGCACAUUGGUCUUUGUCAAAACUACAGACUACAAAUCCUAAAGUUUGUAUGAAAUGUACUUAUUUCCUGUUGCUGCAAAAGAAUGUACAUAUUGAAAAUAAAAUAGAAUAGAAGGUUAUUCCACGCUGAUGUAAAAGUUGGGUAAUGUAUUUGUUCAAGACAAACAUUUGAAUAGUAUUUUAGUUGCAUAUAUUGACUCUAGUAAAUAUUCAAAACUGUACGGGAGUGUUUUUUUGUGAAGAAAAACGUCAUAUUUAUCCAAGAGUUGGACUUGAUUUGUGGAGGUCUGUCAUAGACGCACUUUGAAAUGAUUUGUAAGAUUUUAAAUUCAGAAUUCAGUGUUUAAUCACGUUUUCUAAUUUAUGUAAGCAUGCACAUGUAAAGUGAGCGUUUAUUUCACAUCGUUUAUUUGAAAAAUUGGCUCUCUAAUUUGAGCCACUCAAUAAAGUCAUCAUGGAUUCAG
Molecule: messenger RNA, 2636 nt
Organism: Xyrauchen texanus (razorback sucker)
Lineage: Eukaryota; Metazoa; Chordata; Actinopteri; Cypriniformes; Catostomidae
Gene: sp8b
Product: sp8 transcription factor b
Exons: 2
Coding region: 172-1482 (436 amino acids)
Biological process (GO): regulation of transcription by RNA polymerase II
Molecular function (GO): RNA polymerase II cis-regulatory region sequence-specific DNA binding; DNA-binding transcription factor activity, RNA polymerase II-specific
Source: RefSeq, a predicted model, not a curated record